AUGGUGAAAUACACGGUGACAGUAACUACUGGAGAUAAGGUGUGGCAUGGCACAUUUGACCACAUCUUCAUCACCCUCUAUGGAACGGAGGGAAAGAGUGAGCGCAAGAAACUCAAUGAAGCACCGGAGAUGAGCAAUGGUGUGGAAAAGGAGUACACUGUGGAGUGCCCUGCCAAGCUGGGUAAGGUGAUCUUGAUUAGCUUGGACAAGGAGCAGUAUCUCUUUUUGCCAGAUCAAGACUGGUACUGUCUAACGGUGAAAGUGCAUACGCCUGAAAACGAAACACUACAUUUCCCAUGCUACUCAUGGGUCAAGGAAAGACAGAUCUUACAUGUUCGAGAGGGGAAAGGUAAGUUAUAUCGUAUUGUACUGUGGAAAGAGCUGAUGGAGGGUCUCCCCCACUGCUUGGCAUUAGAGGACCCGAAGGCGCUCCCUGCUGAGUUCCGCUACUCCCUUGACAAGCGUCUGGACUUGGAGUUCACCACUAGGAUCACGAUGGCUGAACUCAAGAUGAAAUUCCUGGCCACCAGCAAGAAGCCGUGGGGCAAACUGGAUGAUAUAAAACAGGUCUUCUGGUUCUACAAGACCCAACUAUUUGACUAUGUGACCCAGCACUGGAAAGACGAUGAGUUCUUCGGGUUCCAGCUUCUCAAUGGUGCCAAUCCAAUGAUGAUCCAAUGCUGCAAGGUGCUUCCAAAAAAGUUUGCAGUCACUGAGGAGAUGGUGACACCAUUUUUGGAAGAUAAGCUGCCAGUGGAAAUACAGAGUGGCAAUAUCUUCCUUUGUGACUAUUCCCGACUGGCUGAGGUGCCCCCAAAUGUCAUCAACAUGCGACUUCAGUACGUCCCAGCACCCUUCUGCCUGCUGUUCAAAAAUAAGCUGAACAGGCUGUUACCUAUCGCCAUCCAGCUCCAGCAGGAGCCUGGUGAAAAAAACCCGGUGUUCCUGCCCAAUGAUGAAGAGGCCUGGCUACUGGCCAAGACGCAUGUUCGGGCUGCUGACUUCAUCGAGCACCAGUUCAACUUCCAUUUGCUACGCACACACCUUCUGGCAGAGGCCUACAUCCUCGCAAUGCUCCGUAAUCUGCCCUCAGCUCACCCCAUCUACAAGCUGCUGAUUCCACACAUGCGUUUCACACUCUAUGCCAACACUCUUGGCCGAGAGAAACUAAUCUCUGAGAAGGGAGCCAUCAGUAUGUACACAUCCACAGGUAGCACUGGCAUGGUGGAGGUGAUGAGGAGAGCCAUGCAUGCUCUGAAGUACAGCUCCCUCUGUCUGCCAGACGACAUCAUUGAACGCGGCCUGGACAAGGUGCCCAAGUACUACUACCGAGACGAUGGUCUGCUGGUGUGGGGUGCCCUCAGCAAGUAUGUGGAGGCCGUUAUAGCUGUGUUCUACCCUUCUGACAUGGACGUUCUAGUAGAUGAGGAACUGCAGCACUGGAUCUCAGACAUCUACAAACAUGGCUUCCUGGAGAAGGCCAGCACUGGUAUCCCCAAUUCUUUCAAAUCAACCAAAGAGGUCACCAAGUUUAUCACUAUGGUGAUCUUUACCAUGACGGCACAACACUCUGCUCUGAACAAUGGAAAUUUUGAUUUUGGGGGCUGGCUUCCCAACAGUCCAAACUCACUGCAGUCUGGAGCGCCGCAAAGCAAAGAUGAUAUCACAGAAGCCGACCUCCUGAACACACUCCCCGACAUCAACACCUCUGUCUGGGGCAUGGCCGGUGCCUGGAUCACCAGCAAGAAGGGUGCAGACUUUGUGUCUCUGGGCCAACACUCUGAGAAGUACUUCUCUGAGCCGGAGGUGCUCUCCCUGACUGACAAACUGAAGGAGGAGCUGAAGGAGAUCAGUGAGAAGAUAAAGGAGAGAAACAAAGAGAAAAAGCGGCCCUACACCUACCUGGACCCAGAAAAAAUAGAAAACAGCAUUACCAUUUAACACACACACAGACACACACACACACACACACACACACUAAUACUUUUUCACUCACACACACAUUUUCUAUAUAUUUGCACCCUCUGUUGUUUUGGCAACUGCAUUGUUGACACCUUUUCUGGUUGUCUGACUUUGGUGUGUAGCCAUGCUGUGAUGUUGUCAGGGAAGACGUAGAUAGUUCUUCUAUGAGUUGAAGAAGCAGAAAGACAGAAAUGCUCGCCAGUCUCUUUUUCCACUCCUCCAAACAUUUUGAUUAAGUGCAGUUCAACAAACUACCACUAGAUGGUACAAGGUCAACAGGAAACUAAACAGUAACAGUGCAGAUGUUACCAUUUGCAUUGUUCCUGCUCUAUUUACAGUGAAGUACUUGAUUAUCAUCAUCAAUGAAUUUAAUCACCCAAAGUGGGGAGGCAGGCAGAUUUGCAUCCAGUUUAUUUUCCACACGACAUUCUUAUAUCAGAAUACACAGACGUCAGAUUUAAUUAAGUUGCACAGUUCUUUAAGCUGGCCUAAUAAGUCAAGUGCCUCGGAAUCUGGUUUUGUGAUAGUUCUUUGCCUGUGCCUUUUCUUUUUUUUUUGUGAUGUUAAUCUGUAAAAUGUUGAAUGGGAUUAGAAGAUGGGAAUUAUUUGGCUUUUGACCUGGUCUUCAUGCCAUUCCUUUGUCACAUGACUAGAGAGAACCCUGUACUCAGUUUAAGAGAGAUUAAAAAAAAGAAUAUUAACAUAUGUUUUGAAUAACAAGUGGACAAUGAGGUAUCAUUGUCUGUGAGAUCACUCACUCACACACACAUAUACCAAUGCACACAAGCACUGCAGCUUUGACACUAAUGAACUCUCAACAUGAAUCAGUCCUAUUUGGAGCCCACUAGGACUGGAUGGACUCUAAAGUUAUACCACCACAGUGAUAA
This is a messenger RNA of Alosa alosa (allis shad), 2849 nucleotides long. Its product is annotated as hydroperoxide isomerase ALOXE3-like. Gene Ontology annotation, biological process: lipid oxidation; linoleic acid metabolic process. The record is from RefSeq and is a predicted model, not a curated record. The transcript is spliced from 13 exons. Gene Ontology annotation, molecular function: oxidoreductase activity, acting on single donors with incorporation of molecular oxygen, incorporation of two atoms of oxygen; protein binding; iron ion binding. NCBI's taxonomy places the organism in Eukaryota, Metazoa, Chordata, Actinopteri, Clupeiformes, Clupeidae. The coding region runs from base 1 to 1941 and encodes 646 amino acids.